UCCAACUCUAAUUAAAAAAAAAAAAAAUUUAUUUCUACCGAAUCCAGUGAAAUUAAAACCUCGGAUCCAUUACUAAAGUUUGAAGUUUCAAGCAACAGCAGGGUGGAAAGGACAUGGCACAAAGGCGGUGAGGCAGUGAAGUGCUAUAACCCCAAAACAGAAAUAUGAACUGGACAAACGGGAAAGGCAAGGCAAGGCAAGGCAAAGCAAAGAGAAGAGUUGUCUUUGCUUUCAGUAGGGGAGCUUGCUGUACGCCCACACAAGCUGCUUUGUGCCUUUGGUCAUCCAUCAAUCAUCAUCUUUGGGAAAAGUCCACCACCACAAUCCCUCCAGCAACAGCCGCCCCAAAAGUAAACGCCCCUCGAGAAUUAUUCUUAUUUUUCAUCAUAAACAAUACUGCCACCACCCAACAAGCCCUUUGCCUUCAUUUUUUUUCUUUUGUUAACUGACACUUACAAUAUAAAAAAACAACUAAACAUGACUCACGAUAGCACUUUCUCUUCCUUCUGGAGGUCAAUGGGAUGUUUACUGCACUCUUCCAUCCUGCACAAUCAAACUAAGACCAGAUAAUGAUGUACUUGGCCAACUUUUUCUCUUCCUCAUGUCUUCUUCCUCUGCUUCUUACUUUGUUCUGAUGAUGAUAGAUGACAAAAAGACCAGUCUUGGUGGUUCGAGUUCAAAACCAAGGACAUUUCCCAUGCUUCAUUUGCUCUUGAAUCUUCUUUUAUUUCUUUUAUUGGCUUUCUUCUUCGCCUCUUCCGGCCACGCUGCCUGCGAUCAAAACGAUCUCGAUUCUCUCUUGGCUUUUUAUUCCAACAUAACAUUGCCAUCAUCAUCUCCUUUGAAUUGGUCUGCUUCUAUAGACUGCUGCUUCUGGGAAGAAAUAAACUGUGACGCCUCGGAUGAUAGUCGGGUCACCCAGCUUUGGCUACCCUCUAGGGGCCUAAGUGGUCAUUUAUCACCAUCUCUUUUAAACCUCACACAUCUAACUCACCUUAAUCUCUCUCAUAAUCGGUUCACCGGCUCUCUCCCUACUGGAUUUUUUACCUCCCUGAAUCAACUCCAAGUUCUUGAUCUCAGCUACAACAUUCUGUAUGGCGAACUGCCUCUGGAUUUCUUUGCAGAUGGUAAUAACAAUCUCAGCCCCAUCCAGACAGUGGAUUUGUCCAGCAACCACUUCUCAGGAACCAUCCAAUCUAAUUCAUUUCUUCAGGCAGCCCAGAAUUUGAUUAUUUUCAAUGUGAGCAACAAUACGUUAACAGGACAGGUUCCAUCCUCGAUCUGCCUCAACACUUCCCUCACUGUCUUGGAUUUAUCUUACAACAAACUUAAUGGUGAAAUUCCCCGUGGAAUUGAAAACUGUUCCAAGUUGCAGAUUUUUCGUGCAGGUUUUAAUAAUCUCUCUGGGACACUUCCUGUUGGUAUUUUCACUGCUACCUCACUUCAACAACUUUCCUUACCGCUUAAUCACCUUUCCGGGCGAAUCCAAGAUGGCAUUGUCCAACUUGCCGACCUCACCAUCCUUGAGCUCUCUUCCAAUGAUUUUGAGGGGCCCAUCCCGAAAAACAUAGGUCAGCUUUCCAAGUUGGAACAUCUGCUCCUUCACAUCAAUAACUUCACUGGUUCUCUGCCACCAUCUCUCAUGAAUUGCACCAAUCUCAUCACUUUAAAUUUGCGGGUCAACAAUCUGGAAGGAGAUCUCUCCACCUUUAAUUUCUCCACUCUCCAACGCCUUAACACUCUUGACCUCGGCAACAAUAGCUUUACAGGUACCUUGCCUUUAAGUCUUUAUUAUUGCAAGUCACUAACUGCAAUAAGACUGGCUAGUAACCAGCUAGAGGGACAGAUAUCACCAGACAUACUUGCACUGCGAUCUUUAUCAUACCUUUCAAUUUCUACUAAUAAACUAACCAAUUUUGCUGGAGCAAUAAGGAUCUUGACGGGUUUCAAGAACCUUACUACCCUCAUCCUCUCUAAAAACUUCAUGAAUGAAGAAAUACCCAAUGAUGGAAAUAUAGUGGGAGGGGAAGGCUUUCAAAACCUCCAGAUUUUGGCCCUAGGAGGUUGCAACUUCACUGGUCAAAUCCCCAACUGGCUAGCUAAGCUGAAUAAUCUAGAGGUGCUGGACCUGUCUCAAAAUAGAAUCACUGGUUUAAUUCCCAGUUGGUUGGGCAGCCUACAAAACCUUUUCUACAUAGACAUGUCUGAUAACUUUUUAACGGGAAAAUUUCCCGAGGAGCUCACAAGCCUGUCGGCACUGGCAACACAAGAGACUAACGAUGAAGUAAAUGGAACUUACCUGGAGCUCCCUGUGUUUGUCAUGCCUAAUAAUGCUACCAAUCAGCAGCUGUAUAAACAACUCUCCAGCCUUCCACCAGCUAUUUACCUGAGAAACAACCGUCUCAGUGGCAACAUCCCCAAGGCGAUUGGUCAAUUGAAAUUUCUUCAUGUGUUAGAUCUCAGCCAGAAUGACUUUUCUGGCAGCAUUCCAGAUCAAAUAUCAAAUCUUACAAACUUGGAAAUUUUGGAUCUCUCUGACAACCACCUUUCUGGCCAAAUUCCUGCAUCAUUAAGAGGCCUUCACUUUUUGUCUUCAUUCAGUGUGGCAUAUAAUGAUCUUCAAGGACCAAUACCAUCUGGAGGUCAGUUUGAUACUUUUCCCAGCUCCAGUUUUGAAGGGAAUCCAGGUCUGUGUGGUUCAGUUGUGCAGCGCAUUUGCCCCAAUGCACCGGGAAUUGUUCAUUCUACCACAACUCCAAAAAGCAUAAACACAAAACUUAUCAUUGGGCUUGUCAUUGGCAUUUGUUUUGGUACCGGUUUGGUUAUUACUGUUCUAGCAUUGUGGAUAUUGUCCAAGAGAAGGAUUAUUCCAGGAGGAGACCCUGAUAAGAUUGAACUAGAUACAUUUUCCAGCAACUCUUAUUCUGGAGUUCCUCCACCGACUGAUAAGGAUGCUAGCCUUGUUAUGUUGUUCCCAAACAACACCAACGAAGUCAAGGAUCUCACCAUAUUGGAACUCUUGAAAGCAACUGACAAUUUCAAUCAAGAAAACAUCAUUGGAUGUGGGGGUUUUGGUUUGGUUUACAAAGCAAUAUUAGCAGAUGGGACCAAACUGGCAGUUAAGAAGCUCUCAGGAGAUUUUGGACUGAUGGAGAGGGAAUUCAAAGCUGAGGUAGAGGCUCUAUCCACAGCCCAACAUGAAAAUCUGGUGUCCCUGCAAGGGUUUUGUGUGCAUGAAGGAUUUAGGCUAUUAAUAUAUUCUUACAUGGAGAAUGGAAGUUUAGACUACUGGUUACAUGAGAAAGCAGAUGGUCCAACCCAUUUAGAUUGGCAAACUCGACUAAAGAUUGCUAGGGGAGCAAGUAAUGGACUGGCUUACAUGCACCAGAUAUGUGAGCCACACAUUAUUCACCGAGACAUCAAGUCGAGCAACAUCCUUCUUGAUGACAAGUUUGAGGCACAUGUUGCAGAUUUUGGGUUGUCACGAUUGAUUCUUCCUUAUCACACUCAUGUUACAACUGAGCUCGUUGGUACUUUGGGUUAUAUUCCUCCAGAGUACGGGCAAGCAUGGGUAGCCACUCUGAGAGGGGAUGUGUACAGUUUUGGGGUUGUCAUGCUUGAGCUGGUCACUGGUAAAAGGCCUAUGGAUAUGUCUAGGCCAAAAACAUCAAGAGAAUUGGUAGCCUGGGUGCAGAAAAUGAGGAGUGAGGGCAAGCAAGAUGAAGUCUUUGAUGCUCUCCUAAAAGGAAAGGGUUAUGAUGAAGAGAUGCUGCAGGUGCUGGAUGUGGGCUGCCUGUGCAUCAACCAGAAUCCUUUCAAGAGGCCAACUAUCAAGGAAGUUGUUGAUUGGCUCAACAAUGUAGGAACUACCAUCAGAAACCAAAAUAAGGAUUAGUGAAAAGUGCCCUUCAUCACUUCCUAGGAACAGAUACGUAUACUUGCACCAAAUGUCAGAAAUAGUUUAUGCAUACUUUCACUUUAUUUUAACCGUGUAAAUAAAAUUUGCCCAUUCAUACUACAGCUGUAUAAAAAGAAGAAAUCACAAUUAACAAGGGACUAUUGUUGUAGGGUUGCAAUUGUAACCUUUUGUUAGAUAGGCCUGCUGAGACACUAGUACUCUAUAUGUUCUAAAAAAGACAGUUUCCUAGCUUCGGCUUCUAUAAAGCAAGCACCAUCUAGUUUUUGGCUACUUAAUAUAAGCUGUUAAAAUUUUGCCUUCAUGUGAAUUAUUAUUGUAGUGUCACUCACUUUCAAUAUCUACCAGAUAAAAGUCAAUUAAAAUUGUUGGCGGUAAUAGACCCCUCAUAUAUGAUUUUUAGGAGCAGUAAAAACACAUCUAGCUAAUGCCAGCAGGUUAUAGUAUUUAUCUUUUGUUUCACAGGAACUAAUAAGUUAAACUACAAAGGCAAUGGUUUAACCUUUUAUCAUAAUACCUGCCACAACAUCAAAUAUUAGGGAUGUUCAUUCAUUCGAAAUCUUAGUCCUAACUUCCACAGAGAAACAAGCAAAAAUAUUAUGUCAAAUGAUGGUAAAACAAGUAAUAUAAGAAACAUGAACUCAUAAGCAUUGUAUGAUGCAUCUGCAUAAUUAUAAUCUCCCAUGUGAAAUCAAAACGACACAAAUAUAUGCUAUGUCCUGAGUUGUGACAUCUUGUUUUAGGAUGACUUGUCCAACGUUCUGCAAACUCUAUGUUUCCUAGAUGUAAAGAAUAUAUGACUAGCUGUGCUUUUGCUUAUUUUCUAUCUUCUCAAUCUCAAGUAUGUCUUCAUCACAAUCAGUGCUCAAAAAAAAAAAAAUUCCUGAAACAAAGUCCUUCACUAUAAGCAAUAAGGCUUAAAUUGAAAACUUCAAUUUAUUAAGGAAACAUGUAAUAAACAGCAGUCAAUUGCUAAAAUUCAAGGCAGUUCAUUUGAACCAAACUUAAGAAUUAAAAUUGAAAAUUAAGUUAACAAAAUUUGGACAAAAAAAUGUCAUGAAAUAGAAAGUUUAAGAACUUCUAGAGGCCUAAAUAUAUUUUUCUCUUUUGGAUGAACAAUUUUAUUCUUAAUUUUUCUUAAUUUUUUUCUUUUUCGAGGGCUCAGAAAAGUUAUAAUAAAAGUUAACCUAACAGCAUAAUCCCACCAUACUUGCCAAAGUAUCAAGUAAUUAACAAGAUCCUUUUGCAUUAUAUAUGAUGUAAGGAUCACUAUGAAAGGAUAUAAGGACAUAACAUACUAAAAUUAAUUAAAUUUGCAUCUCUAGAAUUUGAAAUGUAUGUAUGUAUACACACAAAUACAUAUCACACACAUACAUUAUAAUGUCAUGGAUCACUGAUUUCAUUUAAAUUUAUCUAUCACCAAUCUUACAUGGAGUCAAGAUAUGGUGUUAGGCAUGGUUAUACUUCAUGGUUUUCUUGUUGCAAUUUAUUACAUUAAUUUGCAGGAUCUAAGCAUCAGACCUUUGUGAAUUCCAAGUGUCCAACAAGUGUUGUGACUAAGGCAAGUAAAAGUAAAGUAAAGAGUCCACGUGAUAUAGGCUAUCAAACUUUACUUCUCGGACAGCAAGUUGUGCAGACUAUUUUCUGUCCUACCUAAUUUAAAUUUUCUACUAAGCAGAUAGUUUUGCAUCAUAUAUUCCAACUACAUAGGUAAAAAAAGAGAGUGACAUACUUGUUAUUAGAAGAAAUAAAUUUCAAGAGAAAAAGUGAUGUUGCUCUUGGUUGGAGUUAGAAAUUAACCGUCCAAAGACUGAUAUUGAAUGGGAAAAUUUUUAUUGUACUGAUAAUUAGUGGAAAAACAGAUCGAAACGGUUAGCAAAAAAACUAACAGAGCUGCUCAGAAUUUUGCAUUUUGCAAACCCAUAUCUGACAAGGAUCUUAAAGAAUCAAUUUCUGCUGGUAGGGGAUUUUUCAUAAAACAACCUCUAUCAAAGUUCUGUUUCUUCUAACUCCCAGACCCCAAUCAAACAAAGAGAUGGAUAGUUUUCUUUUGACUGAAAACCCCAUUUCUAUGAUUGAAAAUGGAGUUGAAAAAUAAGCUUAAAACACUUGAAUUUGACUUUUCCUUUUUAUUACUACUGUACAAUUCAUCAAACAUGUGGAGUGCAACAGGAAAGGCAAACAAAACAAUGAAAAUAAUGCAACUCCAAAAACUCUUUUCAAUUUGGCUAGUCAAUAAAACACCAAACAAUUAGAGGAUUCUUCUAAAACAAUGCAAAGCAUGCCUUAAUCGUGCAAAACAAGUUCUUAGCUUGACUUCGUAUUUCAUAAGAAUCCCUUUUUUCUUCAAUGAAUCAUUACUUAUAUGUUCAAAUAAAUGGCCGAAAGUCAUUUCGGGUUUGAAUUCCAAAACGACCACACUUAACGUGAAUCCACAAGAUCAUAAAAUACAAAGAUAUAUGAAAACAUGUACCUUGCUUCUUUUUUUUUUUUUCUUUUUAAGUUUUUACGAGACAGUGUUGAACAUGUCGGCUAUGUCUUUCCUUAAACUUUUCAACUUUCGAACAAUCGAACUACAGACAGACAGCUUUCGCGUCAUAACUAACAACCUGCUUAUUUCCAUUCAAAAAAAAAAAAAAAAAAGAAAGACAACUUUUUCUUUCCAUUUUGCGAUGACCGGAAACAAUGUGAUCAAUCCAAAUAUGAAGUUGGGUCUUCAAGAGCAAGUCCAUUUUUGUUUAUGAA
This is a messenger RNA of Durio zibethinus, 6661 nucleotides long. NCBI's taxonomy places the organism in Eukaryota, Viridiplantae, Streptophyta, Magnoliopsida, Malvales, Malvaceae. The record is from RefSeq and is a predicted model, not a curated record.